AUGAACAGAAAAUUAAUUUUAUUUUUAUUAAGUUUUAUUUUUAUAAAUUUUGUAAAAUGUGGUUACAUUCACAUGCAAAUGUUUGCUGAUGCAGAUGGAUUAUGUAAGGAUUUGUUUAUUGGAGCUUAUGUUUUAGAAGGAGUAUGUAUUGAAAAUGUUAUUAUGAAAUGUUCAACAAAUCAAAAAUCAGUUUUAGCAUAUCAGUAUGAAAAUGAUGAUUGUUCAGGCCCAAUAAUUAAUCAUGAAGAAUUAGUAACUGGUGGAUGUGUAAAUGUUUCAUCAAAAUUCGAAUGUACUGAAGAAAUUGAUUUACCACAAGACACAAAUACAAUUAUUAUAGUUAGUCAUAAUUCAACCCAAGAAGAAUGUCCAGAUUAUAAACAAGGUUUAGUUAAAUUAAGUUAUCAGAUGACAAAUCUAUGUUUACCAAAUAUAAUCAAACCAAAUCAAUUUUCAACUAUUCAAACAUGUGAUGAAACUUCAAUAACUCAAACAAAUUACCAAUCAAGGGAUUGUAAUCCAUCAACUAAAAAUCAACCAAACAUAAAUCCAUUGCCAGUAAAUGAUUGUAAAAACUCUACAAAUUAUUUAUCAACAUACCAAUUUUGUUAUAUUCCAAGUUUUUAA
This is a messenger RNA of Dictyostelium discoideum AX4, 627 nucleotides long. RefSeq lists its product as hypothetical. The record is from RefSeq and is a predicted model, not a curated record. The transcript has a single exon. Bases 1 to 627 code for a protein of 208 amino acids. Lineage: Eukaryota; Evosea; Eumycetozoa; Dictyosteliales; Dictyosteliaceae.